Messenger RNA from Microthlaspi erraticum, 369 nucleotides. NCBI's taxonomy places the organism in Eukaryota, Viridiplantae, Streptophyta, Magnoliopsida, Brassicales, Brassicaceae. The record is from the annotation of a GenBank genome assembly.
AUGGCUUCUCUCUGUGAAUUCGUUGAGCAAGAGACUGGAGCAUCACCAAGAAGCAAGCUUUCAAUCACAAGUGAAAGCAGUCUCGCUUCUGUAGCAUCGCUAUCCAUGCCUCUUAUUCAAGAGAUUGUUCUAUCAGCAGACAUCAGAUGUAGUGACUGCCAAGAGAAAAUCGCCGACAUAAUGUCAAGGAUGAUCGAAACAUAUUCAAUAUUAGUGAGUGUAUUGGAGAAGAAAGUGACGCUGACGUGUACAUAUUCCGGAGACCGGAGAGUCUCAAAGUCAUAUGGAGAAAGUCUUCUCUGCAAAUUCUCCACCAUCAAGCGAAUGCUAUCUCCUUCCUCAAGGAAACAACAACUCAAUGUAGCUUGA